ACAGUUGGACUUGCGUCCGAAUUUAAGCGCAAUAAUAACAGUUGAAAGGGAAGCAGAGGCACGGGGGUGUUUGGUAAUCUGAUUUUGUUCCCCUUAGACGUGCCUGCACACCUACUGCCUAUAUAGUGUUCAUUUGGCUGCUAUGCUUUUUUACCCGCCAAAAGCUACCUCCGUACUCCUUACUGCUUACCUCAACUAACUACCCACUUCUUCCUCUCCGCCCCUCCCACCCCGAAUUCUGUGGACAAUGCAAGGGGGACAAAUGGUGGUUGAUGGCCCUGUCAGGCUCUCCUCUGUUCUAACUUCUUCCGAAUUGAGCUUCCUGCCAUCACUGACAAAAAUAGUUGGCACACUUGGACCAAAGUCACGUUCUGUUGAGGUAAUUGAAGCAUGCCUAAAGGCAGGAAUGUCAGUUGCAAGGUUUGAUUUUUCUGGGUUAGACAGUGACUAUCACCAAGAAACUAUUGACAAUUUAAGAAUAGCUGUGAAAAGUGCCAGGAAGCUUUGUGCUGUUAUGCUGGACACUGUGGGUCCAGAACUUCAAGUUCACAACAAGACAGCUAAACCAAUUGAGCUUAAGGCUGAUGAGAUUGUGACCAUCACCCCAGAUGCUACAGAAGAACCAUCAUCAGAAGUGUUACCUAUUGGUUAUGCCGGACUAGCUGGGACUGUGAAGAAAGGUGACACUAUUUUUCUUGGGCAGUAUCUCUUCACAGGAAGUGAAACUACAUCUGUCUGGCUUGAGGUCUUGGAGACAAAGGAUCGAGAUGUUAUUUGUCUUGUCAAAAACACAGCCACUCUUGCAGGCUUAAUAUUCACCAUGCAUGUUUCCCAGGUCCACAUCAACUUGCCGACUUUAAAUGAGAAAGACAAACAGGUAAUUUCAAACUGGGGCAAACUGAACAAUGUUGAUUUCAUAUCCCUUUCUUAUACCCGCCAUGCAGAGGAUGUGAGAGAGCUUAGAGCUUUUCUUAGAACUCAAGAUCUUCAUGAAGCUCAAAUAUUUGCCAAAAUUGAAACUGUAGAGGGUCUAAAGCAUUUUGAUGAGAUCCUCCAGGAAGCAGAUGGUAUUAUCCUUUCUCGUGGGAAUUUGGGCAUCGACCUUCCACCGGAAAAGGUUUUCUUAUUUCAGAAGUCUGCUGUACAUAAGUGCAACACGGUAGGAAAACCAGCAAUCAUUACUCGAGUUGUGGAUAGUAUGACCGAAAAUUUAAGGCCUACCCGUGCAGAAGCUACUGAUGUUGCUAAUGCUGUUCUUGAUGGUACUGAUGGAAUACUUUUGGGUGCUGAGACUCUAUGUGGCCUGUAUCCCAUUGAGGCUGUGACAACUGUGGGGAGGAUUUGCGCUGAAGCUGAAAAGGUGUACAAUCACUUUCGCCAUUUUAAGAGAAUUGUCAAACAUGUUGGAGAACCCAUGUCUCAUGCUGAGUCUGUAGCUUCCUCAGCGGUACGAUCUGCGAUCAAGGUCAAGGCUGCAAUUAUAGUUGUGUUCACAUCAUCAGGUGGAGCAGCAAGAUUGAUUGCAAAAUAUAAGCCACCAGUUCCUGUUUUAGCAAUUGUCGUCCCACGCCUCAAAACAAAUUCAUUUAAGUGGAUGUUCACCGGUUCAUCACAGGCUAGGCAGUUGCUUGGUGUUAGAGGAGUCUACCCUCUGUUGACCAGUCCUGACAUGGCUACUUCAGGUGAAUUGGGUUUAAAACUUGCCCUGGAACACGGUAAAUCAGUGGGAUUGCUCAAACCUAAUGAUCAAGCUGUAGUGUUCCAAAAAAUUGGUGACUCGUCAGUGGUCAAGAUUGUUCAGCUUGAAGGCUAGGAGGUUGUCUCCAUAAAUAUUUUCAACCUAUCAUUUCAGACAGUAUUUGCCUGCAAAACAACUAAUCAUUCCUUCCCCAAUUUUCCUUAGAUAUAUCUCUUUAAUUAGAAAGAACAAUAAAAUAAUCAUUUUCCUUGCUAGCAAGAAACAUCAUUUUGUUCAGCUCACCCUUCUACUUCUCUCCAUUGUAAAGAAACGCAACAAUCACUUCCCUGCCUCUUUCUAGUUUCAUAUUGCAAAUUCUCAAAUGUCGCCUAAUGGCUGAAAUAUCACUGUUUUCUAUAAUAAUUGAAAUCUGUUUUGAGUGAAAGGUAGAUCUUCCUUAAAUUAGAGGUCCAACUUCCUUUAAAUUUGUUCAUAAGUCUAGCAGAUCUAGAAUGCCAACAUCAAGGAUUCAACCAUUUGGGAACUUCCUAUUCUAAUGCAGUUUACACAAAGUCUUAACAAGUCAAAAACCCAACCCACUGGAAAAUUUUGUUGCUGUGCAAUCUCCUCUGCCAUUAAAGUUACCUGCAAUGCAGUUUGCAUCUCCACAUCUUACUUUCCCACUCUACCACUUCUGGCUGAACCAAGUUCAGUCAACAAUGUCUCAUUAUCCCUUGAUGAAAACCAGUCACCUUUAUUGGCUCAUCAUAGAUCUGGCGUGUGCUGAAAGCACUAGUUACCACAAGGUAAGUACGAAAUCCUUUGAACAAAACAUUCAAGAUUAAAUUCCAAUAUCACCAGUGAUGUAGUCAAAGAGUUUAGGGCAAUUAGAACU
This is a messenger RNA of Theobroma umbraticum, 2573 nucleotides long. RefSeq names its product pyruvate kinase 2, cytosolic-like. Gene Ontology annotation, biological process: glycolytic process. Gene Ontology annotation, molecular function: pyruvate kinase activity; magnesium ion binding; potassium ion binding. NCBI's taxonomy places the organism in Eukaryota, Viridiplantae, Streptophyta, Magnoliopsida, Malvales, Malvaceae. The record is from RefSeq and is a predicted model, not a curated record.